Molecule: messenger RNA, 5211 nt
Organism: Salmo salar (Atlantic salmon)
Lineage: Eukaryota; Metazoa; Chordata; Actinopteri; Salmoniformes; Salmonidae
Source: RefSeq, a predicted model, not a curated record
UCCAUGCAGGCUGUAGACCCUCUUCACCACUGGCGAGUUUGUCCUCCUUCCCUCCCUCUCUCUUCCACCCAUCUUGCAUGUGCUACGUUUACCGAGCCUGACAGAUCUCUCUCCAGCGCCAGCGGACACUGCGGGGGGAACAAGACCACUAUGGAUUGCUAAAACUCGGGCUUCUUCUUCUCUUUUCCCUCCUCUCUCGCCUUGUGUCCUCCUCCUCUAUGUAUCUCCAUAGUUGUUAAGGGACGGAAAAUGAGGAUUAUUUACCCGCACUUUCUCGGGGUGUUUUCCGCCCUAUGGGGGCUGGCGACUGGGGCUUUCCCCAGCAGCGUUCAGAUAGGUGGUCUGUUUAUCAGGAACACGGAUCAAGAGUACACAGCGUUUCGAUUGGCUAUCUUCCUGCACAACACCAGCCCCAAUGCCACAGAGGCUCCAUUCAACCUGGUACCCCAUGUCGACAACAUCGAGACAGCUAACAGCUUCGCCGUCACAAAUGCCUUCUGUUCGCAGUACUCGCGGGGUGUGUUUGCUAUCUUCGGCCUGUACGACAAGCGUUCGGUGCACACCCUGACGUCGUUCUGCAGCGCUCUGCACAUCUCCCUGGUCACGCCCAGUUUCCCCACAGAGGGGGAGGGCCAGUUCACCCUGCAGCUCCGCCCCUCUAUCAGAGGAGCUCUGCUGUCUCUGCUGGACCACUACGACUGGAGCCGCUUUGUAUUCCUCUACGACACAGACAGAGGUUACGCCAUCUUACAGGCAAUCAUGGAGCGUGCAGGUCAAAACGGUUGGCAGGUGAGUGCCAUCUGUGUGGAGAGUUUCAAUGAGGCAGCGUACCGUCGUCUGCUAGAAGAUCUGGACCGCCGGCAGGAGAGGAAGUAUGUCAUCGACCUGGAGCCUGACAGACUGCAGUGCAUUCUAGAACAGGCCAUUAGUGUGGGCAAACAUGUCAAAGGCUACCAUUACAUCUUGGCCAACCUCGGUUUUAAAGACAUAUCUCUAGAGAGGUUUAUGCAUGGUGGGGCUAACGUCACAGGGUUCCAGUUGGUUGACUUCAGUAAGCCCAUGGUCCUCAAACUGAUGCAGCGCUGGAACAAACUUGACCAGAGAGAGUACCCAGGCUCUGACAGCCCACCCAAGUACACCUCGUCUCUGACGUAUGAUGGAGUGUUGGUGAUGGCCGAGGCCUUUAGGAACCUGCGUCGUCAGAAGAUAGACAUCUCCCGUAGAGGAAAUGCUGGAGACUGUCUGGCCAACCCAGCUGCUCCCUGGAACCAGGGCAUAGACAUGGAACGCACACUAAAACAGGUGCGUAUCCAGGGUCUAACAGGUAACAUCCAGUUUGACCACUACGGCCGCAGAGUCAACUACACCAUGGACGUGUUUGAACUGAAGAGCAACGGACCACAACGGAUUGGCUACUGGAAUGACAUUGACAAACUGGUUCUGGUCCAAAAUGAGGUGUUGUUGUCCAAUGACAGUACCAACUUGGAGAACAGGACAGUCGUCGUGACAACUAUCAUGGAAGGUCCAUAUGUGAUGCUGAAGAAGAACUGGGAGAUGUUUGAGGGGAAUGACCAGUUCGAGGGCUACUGCGUGGACUUGGCCUCAGAGAUCGCCAAACACAUCGGCAUCAAGUACAAGAUCGCCAUCGUCCCUGACGGCAAGUACGGCGCCAGAGACCCCGAGACCAAGAUCUGGAAUGGCAUGGUGGGAGAACUGGUCUAUGGGAAAGCAGAGAUAGCGGUCGCCCCUCUGACUAUAACCCUGGUCCGUGAGGAGGUGAUAGACUUCUCUAAGCCCUUUAUGUCCUUGGGGAUCUCCAUCAUGAUCAAGAAGCCCCAGAAGUCUAAACCUGGAGUGUUCUCCUUCCUGGACCCUCUGGCCUAUGAGAUCUGGAUGUGUAUCGUCUUCGCUUACAUAGGAGUCAGUGUGGUGCUGUUUCUGGUGAGUCGUUUCAGUCCGUAUGAGUGGCAUGCGGAGGAGCCAGAAGAGGGCUCUACUGAGCUAGGCCCCAAUGACCAGCCACCCAAUGAGUUUGGCAUCUUCAACUCUCUCUGGUUCUCACUGGGGGCCUUCAUGCAGCAGGGCUGUGACAUCUCACCACGGUCUCUGUCGGGGCGUAUAGUGGGUGGCGUGUGGUGGUUCUUCACUCUCAUCAUCAUCUCGUCCUACACGGCCAACCUGGCUGCUUUCCUCACCGUGGAGAGGAUGGUGUCGCCCAUAGAGAGUGCUGAGGAUCUGGCCAAGCAGACAGAGAUCGCCUAUGGAACACUGGACUCAGGCUCCACCAAGGAGUUCUUCAGGAGGUCAAAGAUUGCGGUAUAUGAGAAGAUGUGGUCCUAUAUGAAGUCUGCUGAGCCCUCUGUCUUCGCUAAGACCACAGCGGAGGGCGUGGCUCGCGUCCGCAAGUCCAAAGGGAAGUACGCUUUCCUCCUGGAGUCCACCAUGAAUGAGUACACAGAACAACGCAAGCCCUGCGACACCAUGAAGGUUGGAGGCAACCUGGACUCCAAGGGAUAUGGCAUUGCCACACCUAAAGGCUCACAGCUAAGAAACGCGGUCAACCUGGCCGUGUUAAAACUCAACGAGCAGGGCCUGUUGGACAAAUUGAAAAAUAAAUGGUGGUACGACAAGGGAGAGUGUGGCAGCGGGGGAGGGGACUCCAAGGACAAGUCGUCCCAGGCCCUGAGCCUGAGCAACGUGGCUGGGGUCUUCUACAUCCUGGUGGGGGGUCUGGGCCUAGCCAUGCUGGUGGCCCUGGUCGAGUUCUGCUACAAGUCGCGUGCCGAGGCCAAGCGCAUGAAGGUGGACCUUAGCCCCCCUCACUGCCCCAGCCCCUCUCCCAGCACCCAGAAUUUAGCCACUUAUAGAGAGGGGUACAACGUAUACGGCUCCGAGGGGGUCAAGAUAUAGGGCUGCCCUUCACAGAAGCCAUGCGGAACAAGGCUCGGCUGUCAAUCACGGGCAGUGUGGGUGAGAAUGGGCGUGUCUUAACACCGGACUGCCCUAAGGCCGUCCAUGCUGGCCACUCCCUCAGACACCCAGGGCUUACCCUACCAUCGGGCCUACCCUGAAAACCAAAAACACACACUGUGCCUUAACCACACACACGGCUACGUCAUUACCACCCCGACGCCACACACACAGACCAGAGACCGCCAGCAAGCUAACAGCAACAACAGGGAGAGAGGAGGGACAAACAUGAUGAUCACCAUCACACUAAAAUCCUAAUUUGAGCUCCAUGAAACAAGGACAACAAGGUGACAAACUAACAGUGUUAGAACACUGACGACAUGGAACCGAAAAGAAUAACUGAGAAAGAUAAAAAAAUGAAAAUGGUGAUGAUGAUGAUGAUGAAGACUUUGAGCACUGUCAUGAGCAGACAGACAUGACUUUAUCUGCUCCGAUGUGAUGGACUGCAUCCUCUAACAAGCCACACCCCUGAUCCCUUACCAGGAAACAAUGCUUUAGGACAAAUCUUCAUCAUCUUCACUUGCCUAUGAAGAAUAAGCUCCAGGCGAAUCACUUAUAAGACCAGAAAACUGUAAACCUGUAAACGUUGGACUGUACAAACCUGCUCUUUCUCCAUGAACUGUUCAGACGAACAUGCUUUUACAACGCUUUGGUUAGCGUCUCGCAAACACAAUGCAGAGAUCACUGAAGUUACCGUAAUAGGUCUCCAAACUCAUAUGGCUAACACGACCGUAGGGUUCACAGGGGUUUGUAAAAAAUGAAAAUAAAAAUGAGUAAUAGUUACUGAAAUGAUCCAUAAUAAUGACAGUAACGCUAAAUAACAACUACAUGUAUCACUUCUCUGGACAGGGAACAGAGGUAAAGCUGUACAUUCUGUGAAAAGUGAAGAAAACGUAUCAAAGUAAAUCCCCUAUAAAAGGUAUUGUUUUUGACCAGGGCCAGAUUUAGCCAUCUAGAGCACUGGUCUAAAGUAGUCCACUAUAUGGGGGACAGGGUGUCACGUGAGACAUGGACAUGUUGUUUUCCAGUGGCGAGGGAAGGUACUGACUGUUUCAGAAGCUUGCAUUUUAAACUGUUGUAAAUUACUGUGUAGCAAAACUGAACUCACCUCUCUUUUUUAACCAUCUUAGGUAAUAAUUCAUUGCAAUAAUGAAUAUAAGAAAAUGCCACUUGUAAUUAUAAAUACAUCUUUUUAUAAAUACAUAUUAUAUAUAAUACAAAUGAAUAUAUAUAUAUAUAUAUAUAUAUAUAUACACACACAUCUAUAGAGAGCUAUAGAAAAUGAUAUGAUCACCAUUGAGUGAGGCCAUGACAUAUGUUCUGUUAAAGGGUGUUUUGAUAAUGAUUAUGUUCCACAGUCUUUGUAUGUCCUAAUCCACACUGAAUGUCAAUCUGACACUCACAAACAAAUUUACAAAACACAAACACACAUCGUCACUUACACAGUGUCAACUCUUACAGAACGAUCUUUGACACCACACAAGAUGUUCCUUUUUUCUAGUUUUGUUUGUUUGUUCCCCAUUUUUAUUUUGUUUUUUUUGUCCACCAUUUUGAGAACACAGCCUCUGUUCGUACAAUAGUCCCAGAUCUUCGUGUCUAUUCCUGUGAAAUGGUUAUUUUGUCUGACCGUCUUCUGUUUUAAAGUCUAUUGCAGCUGUCUGGAUGGGCUAAGAGGAAAGGGAGAAAGAAAAAAGAACUAAAAGAACUCAAUUCAAGUUUUUAUUUUUCGAAGUACCACACAUUUAAAAUGAAAGAGUUCUAACUGAACGGUGGAGUUUGGUGGCAUUGACAGCAGUUGCGUGGGUAGUAUUGCCUUGGCCCUGGCAUUUUGAGCACUGUGUAUCUCCUCUCCUCCCACUGACAGGGUCCUGCCUAAACUGAGUGUCAAUGCACACAAAGUCACCUUGACCUAACCCUUGACAUUAAACCUUUGACCUUCUCUAGCUUUGACCUUUUGACUCUUAUAGGCACUGACAUGACCAGUCAGUCUUUAAACUCUCACUCUGAGCCCUAGUCUUUUUCUCUCUCCCUCUCCUAACCCUCUAGAGUUUACACGAUAUUUAGAUCGUUGUUUUAGUUUUCAAUCUCCCACCAAAUGAACUAACCCCAGGCAGGCACUCCUAUCUGUGUAUCGUUGAAGCAGACUGCUGGCUGACUACUAACCACCUUAGGUUUUUAUGGGUUUAACACAAUCUUUCUUUGUAUUAGGUUUCUUUUUCUAGUAAAAUAUCAACCCCUCUU